Messenger RNA from Drosophila biarmipes, 2207 nucleotides. RefSeq names its product neuronal membrane glycoprotein M6-a (gene M6). The record is from RefSeq and is a predicted model, not a curated record. Bases 414 to 1373 code for a protein of 319 amino acids. NCBI's taxonomy places the organism in Eukaryota, Metazoa, Arthropoda, Insecta, Diptera, Drosophilidae. The transcript is spliced from 5 exons. Gene Ontology annotation, cellular component: plasma membrane. Gene Ontology annotation, biological process: neuron projection development.
UCCACCCCUCAAAUUCGGUUGAACUGCAAAGAAGCAAAAAAUAAUUCCAAUUGGACCUAGGAUAAUAAAUAAAUAAAAAUAAGUGUGGAAUCGAAAUAGUAAAUCAGAAAUAAGACUAGCACCUGUGGUUCUCGGUUAAAAUCGCAAUUUCGUACGACGCAAUCGGUUUAAGCGCGAGUUUCAGUUCCCCUGCCACUCGAGGCUCACACCUUAAAACUUGUUUUGAGUUUACCAAGUGGAGCGAGGUGUUCGUGCGUUUGUGUAUACAUACAAACAAAUGUAAAAGUCUUCAGAAAUUCCAACGCAACCCAAGAACUGCACUGCAGAACUGCAGAACCCUUGCGUUUGUAGUCGGAGAUAUUAAAUGAUAUAAUUUAAUUGCGAGAACUGGUAACGAAUCACAGCCACUCAAAAUGGCGCUGUGCAGUAUGCCGGGCAAGGCGAACAACCGCGACCGCAUCCGGGAUCCCCGCGAGGAGAUCCUGCUCGAGACGAACUUCGAGGACGACGGCGGAGUCCUGACGCGCGCCUACAACGGAAACCCGUACAAUCCGUCCUUGCAGAACCGUCGGCGCAACUCGUACCGCUCGGAUCACUCCCUGGACAGGUACACGGAGCGCGGAGGCGAAGGAGAAUGCUGCCAAUCAUGCAUGGCGCGUAUUCCCUACGCCACCCUGAUAGCCACUCUCAUGUGCCUCCUGGGAGUCGGCAUUUUCUGCUUCACGAUGUACCGGGGGGCCUCCCUCACCGUUAUAAUGGUUGACCAGGUCUUCCACCUGCGCCUGAUAUGGAUCGAAGCGGUGCAGAUGAUUUUUGUUAUAAUUGGAGCGGGCAUGGCGGCCCUCGGAUUCAUGAUCCUAUUCGUCGGAUUUUUGGCCACCGGUGCCACCAGAUAUAAGGUCUACCGGGCGUGGCGCUCGCGAGUGGGCGGUCGGAUCUCGUGCGCCGUUCUCAUGGGGAUCACCUACCUGCUCAACUUUGUCUGGAGCCUGAUCCUGUGUUUCCUCGUAGUGGUAACCUUCAUUUACACAAUGUUCUGGAACAUGUGCUCGAGUGUGGAGCACUCUCAAAGCUGCAUUGACUUGACACAAUUUCAUUUCAUGUUUCCACCAAACACGAAACUCGAGGACAUGAAGGUCUGCGAAAAGUAUGAGAUCAAGGCCUUUUGCAAAGACGGCGUGGAGAACGCUGAGGUCAUGUUCAUAUUGGCCACCCUGUCCACCCUAUUGGUCCUGCUCAGUCUGGUCCACUAUCUGAUGUGCCUGUCCGCCAACUACGCCCAUAUUCGGGACCACGAGAAGUUCCAGGAGCUGCAGGAAAUCCAGAACCUUAACGAGCUGGAGUACAGCGCUACUUCGAAGGAUCGAUUCUAGGACAUAUUUCAGAAGAUUCAAUUUGAGCUUAAGGAGAAGUCCAGCGCUAUUUGAGCGAUUCGCGCCCAUACAACGAACAGUGAACAAAAUUCCAACGAACACCAUCAUGCUAUAGUUAAGAUUUUUUGUUAGACCUAAGAUUAAAGUUUAUUUCGGAGUUUGGCAUGGUCGUUUAAUGAGUUAGUGGCUUCAACGAUUAUUUAUGUUCAAAAGUCCUUAUAUAACAAGCAGUUGUACUGAAAUAAUAACUGCCAACAGGAAAGAUCCCACUGAAAUGCUUUUAUUUUCCGCACUUUUACUUACUUACUAUUAAAUUACUUUGCCGUCCAUUAAACUAAGUUAGCCUACAUUCUCAUUUGUCUUUCUGUUGUUAUUACCUUGCAAACAAUAAAUACACACAAACAUGAACCACAAAUGCUUAUGCUCAAAUUGAUUCUUCUGAAUUGCUGAAUACAUUUAUUAAAAUAGGAAUACGUUAGUUAACCAAAACUUAUUAUUAUAUAGUGUAGUCCAUCCGUGAAUGAUUAUCUUUCUAAUCUGUACAAGAAUCUACUUUUAGGUGUGUAUAUUUCUCUAUUGCAUAUGGAAAUUGAAAGCAAUACGAAUCCUGCCGUAGUAUUUUGAAAAUGCGGUAGCAAAAGAUUGGCUAAGUAUAAAUAUAUUUAUCUUGUAUUAAAUGUAAGCGCAUACGUAAUAUUAACAAUAUAUUUUAUACUACAGUUUUCUAACCUCACAAUUAUACAAGAAUGGUAGGAUAACAUAAGAUUGUUUACACGUAAUCUUUUUAAUAUUUAAUAAAAUAUUUGAGGUAACUCAAAUUAAAAGUAUUCCGAA